AUGAAUCCUCAAUACAGCGCAGCUCCCCAACCAAUGAAUCCUCAAUACAGCGCAACUCCCCAACCAUUGAACAACGGCAACUACCCCACGGCAACGGCCAGUAUGAUCCCCGUUACUACUGGCAUGAGUAGUGGUGGGGGUGGUGGCCCAGCACCCAAGAAAUACAUCAAAAUCAACGGUGUUACCAAAUUGAAUCCAGAAUACCGACGAUGGAAAGAAUCACAAGGCGUCCCCGCCACCACGGUCGCGUCUCCCAGUAUCGCUCUCCCCAUUGUCUCGUCCAUGGAAGAUCACGAAAAACUCAAUGCGGCUUCCAUUGCGGCAGGAGGCAAGGAAGUCCCACUCGCCGAAUCGACCAACGCCACUAUUGAAAUGAUGCAAGAACCUGAAAUCUGUAUGGAAGCCGGCAUGAGACCCGACGAAAUGGUGGAUCAACUGGGAGCUGUGCUCAACAAGUACGAAGCACCCAUGGGACUCAUGAACAAAUUAAUGCUCCUUACCGAAUUUGAAGUACUCGAAUUCAUGGUAGACGAUAGCGGAAGCAUGACCAUUGUAUCUGAUACCGUGGCCGCCAAUGGGCGACCUCAAACACGAUGGCAAGAAGCCCAGCGUCGUCUCAAGGAAAUGAUGGAAAUUCUGGGCCAUGUUCCCUUUAAUGAAAUUCAAAUUUGCUUUUUGAACCGCCCCGAACGUCUCUCGCUGCGACGCAAUGGACGCAAUCCACAAACCUUUCUCGCCGAUGCGUAUCGACAAAUCGAUCAAGCAUUUGCACGGGGACCGACUGGGAGCACUCCCUUUUUGGAGCGUCUUCGGGAAUCCUUUCAACGAUUCGGACCCAAUCGCAAUGUGGCACGCUACUUUUUUGGAGACGGACAACCCAAUGGCGGUAACCCGGCCAAAGCUGAGAUUGUACGACUCUUGUUGCAACGGCCCAAUCCGGAGGGCAACCCCAUGACAUUCUUGAGUUGCACUGGCGAUGAUGCCCAAGUGGAAUGGAUGAAGGAUGCCGAAGAAAUUGUUCCGUUUUGUGCCGAGUGCGACGACUUUAAAGAUGAAGCGGCCGAAGUCUACCGAGAUCAGGGCGUGGCGCUGCCCUUUUCGUUUGGCUUUUACUUGAUUUGCACGCUGGUGGCCGCCAUGAACCCCGAUGAUUUGGAUGCCAUGGACGAAUCCGUGCCCUUUACCAAAAUGACAUUGGACAAUCUGUUGGGCAUUGAACACAAUGAAGAAAGUUAUCGUCAUUACUUUCAACACUUUGUGUCGGCGCAACGAGCUCGCAAAGUGGAAUUGGAUGACUUUGGACGCCCCAAAAGGACCGAUCAGCUCAAGAAGAAUGCCAACUGGGAGGCGUGCUAUCAGGACUUUUUGCGGGCUCCACUGGCCAGCCAGAUCCCGGCUGUGCAGCAGUUCAAGAGGCAACUGAUGGAAUAA
Messenger RNA from Seminavis robusta, 1431 nucleotides. NCBI's taxonomy places the organism in Eukaryota, Bacillariophyta, Bacillariophyceae, Naviculales, Naviculaceae. The record is from the annotation of a GenBank genome assembly.